UCAAAUAUCUUGGAAUCGAUUCUAAUGUAACAUCUGAAUUACCACCCGGAACCACAAUUUACCAUGUAUCUAAAGAAUUUGGGGUGGCUACAGAAGGAAGCCUGGGUAAAAUAGUCACAGGUCUUGCAAAAGCUCAGGCAGCUAAUAGUUCAAUGAAUGUCAACGUAAUUAUGCCAUAUUAUUCCUUUUUGAAACAGAAAUAUAAAGUCACUAAAAAUGUUCAACUAGGAGUUAAAGUUCGAGAUACUGAUGGUCAAUGGAAAGUUGCCCAUUUUACAACUUACAAAUUCUUGUUAAAUGUAGAUAGAAAUAAUUCACAAGGGACAAUUAAUGUUUUUAUGAUCGGUUCUCCAUCAGAUAUGCCAUCACUAAAUCAGGCAUUCAAAAUAGAUGUUGCUGAUAAUUUAUACACACCAAAAAAGUCACUGCCUUUAGAAUGGAAAGAUUUAUAUUUUUGUAAAGCUGCAGCAGAAUUCAUAACUUACAGGAAUACUAUGCUCGAUACACCCCUUUUCGCUAAACGCGAAAGUCGUGGUGUAGAUGUAGUACACAUACAUAGUACGACAAAUGCUAUGGUUAUUGAAUUUUUAAAAAUAUCAAAUGAACAGGCAAAUUUUAAAAGAAAAGAUCCAUCAAUAGUUUAUACAUUGUACAAUUACUAUGAUGAUCAUCUUCAUUCAUAUGAUCUCGGAGACGUGAAUAAGUUCUUGGAAAUACAAGAUAUGAAUCAAUUUGAAUAUGAAAAUUCACAGUAUAUUCGUGAAAAUAGGUUAUUUGUAUCUUCGCUUGCGGUUGACAAAUCACAAAUGGCUACGUUUAUGUCAGAAGAGAUAGCUCGUGAAAUGGUGGAAGGUCCAUUGGAUUUCGACCUGAAAGAACUCGUAUUGCCAAAUAUUCUUAACAAGGCAAAAAUAGGACGUUGGGUUGGUAUAUCAUAUGGAUUUGAUGUUACAGAGCCCAAUCCUUUUAAAAAUCAGUUGCUCGAAAUAAGCAAUGCGACUUUUCCAGAAAACCUUGAUAUUUUAGAUCCAUUGGAUUUUUAUGACAAUAGUUUAAACAUUUCGCCACAAGAUUUGAUAGCUGUAUCAAAACUCAACGCUAAGAAAUAUUUGAUUAGCGAAGGACUGCUGAAUGAAGAUGAUCUUGAACGUCCGUUGGUUUUAUUCGAUGGAAAAUUUCAAAUCACGGGAUUUCAAUUUUUUGUGGAGGCAACGAAUACUCUGGCAACUUUGGAUGCAAAAUUUGUGAUAAUGGGACAACGAAACAGAUAUCCAGUUGUAAAAUUGAAAAAAAUGAUAGAAAAUUAUGCUGAUCAUUUGAUUAUUAUUUAUGAACCUGAAAUUCGUGAAAAGUGGGGGGUUCAUCUUUAUGCAGCAGCUGAUAUUCAAUACGUUCCAGACCCAUCAGAAGAUCUUGGAUUAGUUGCAGCGGAAGCACUGCUGUUUGGUACACCAGUGGUCAGUUCUGAUAUCGAUAUGGGAGACUUAAAUGAUGUUUUAAUAAAUAAAACAAUAUAUGAAGACAAGACAAUAAAUGAUUAUAAUUCUUAUCUUUAUGAAUUAGAUGAAGAAUUUAUUGAUUCAUCAAUUCAGGGAGUGAAAUCUGCGCUAUCCGAUGCUGUGGAAGAUUGGAGAAGAAUGGCAACUGAUCUGGUAGAACGUGAAUUAUUUGUUAGAAAAUUGAUCAGGAGUGCUUUAGAGUUAGAUUGGCGUAGAAUUGGUGGUCCAAUAGAACAAUAUAGAAAAGUUUACAAGAUGGCAAUGUUACAGAUAUCGGACCAUUUAGAAGUAGAUGAAUUAUGGCAUUAA
Racocetra fulgida is the source of this 1808-nucleotide messenger RNA. Lineage: Eukaryota; Fungi; Glomeromycota; Glomeromycetes; Diversisporales; Gigasporaceae. The record is from the annotation of a GenBank genome assembly.